CCUGUUAGAAUUUACAAACAACGUACUUUAUCUGUUUCAAGUAAAUCAUUGUAUUUAUUCAAUAAUAACAAUCUUUUCUCCAAUCGAGUUGAAAUUUAAUUAAAAUCAUGGAUCAUGGUCACGACAAUGGAAAUUCAAUUAUAAAGCACUGUUCUAUGAAGAUGACAUUUAAUACCGAUUAUAAUAAUCUUUGUAUAGUCUUCAAACAAUGGCAUAUUAGUUCCGGUUUGCAAUUUGGGAUUUCUCUGCUGGUAAUUGUCUUUCUGGGGUACGCGUUUGAAAAGCUACGAAGCUAUAAUUCUAUCGAAGAAUGUUGUUUUCAAAAGGCCUAUAAUGAACAAACAAAUGGACUCAUCACACCUGCAAAGAGAUCAGGAAAGGUUAGUCGUCCAUUCCGUCUCUGUACCUUAUAUGCUAUUCAACUCAUAUUCUCUUACUUCUUAAUGCUCGUUGCUAUGACUUACAAUGCUUAUGUAAUUGCUGCCAUUGCCAUCGGUGCUGCCUUGGGCUAUCGUCGCUCGCACUGUGAUAGUCUUCAAAGUGUCGGUCUUUGCCAUUAGUUUUCAAUGUUUCUUCUUGCUUUUAUCAUGUCCUUUGAAGCUUAUUAAUACCAGUGUAUGAUUUAGUUGAUAAUGUUGUUAUGUUUCAGAAUUUCGUUGAUGCUUUACGAAUCCCUCAUUGUGUCUUCAACGUCUCUUCAUAAUUUGUCGUAAUAAAUAUACAGUACUUCUUAAACAGAGUCGGAAUUAUCGUGUGGUUG
Schizosaccharomyces cryophilus OY26 is the source of this 760-nucleotide messenger RNA. RefSeq names its product vacuolar copper transporter Ctr6. Gene Ontology annotation, molecular function: copper ion transmembrane transporter activity. The coding region runs from base 108 to 560 and encodes 150 amino acids. NCBI's taxonomy places the organism in Eukaryota, Fungi, Ascomycota, Schizosaccharomycetes, Schizosaccharomycetales, Schizosaccharomycetaceae. Gene Ontology annotation, cellular component: membrane. The record is from RefSeq and is a predicted model, not a curated record. The transcript has a single exon. Gene Ontology annotation, biological process: copper ion transmembrane transport.